Psilocybe cubensis is the source of this 5928-nucleotide messenger RNA. RefSeq lists its product as uncharacterized. The record is from RefSeq and is a predicted model, not a curated record. Gene Ontology annotation, cellular component: DNA ligase IV complex. Gene Ontology annotation, biological process: DNA recombination; regulation of DNA-templated transcription; DNA biosynthetic process. Gene Ontology annotation, molecular function: sequence-specific DNA binding; ATP binding; DNA ligase (ATP) activity. Lineage: Eukaryota; Fungi; Basidiomycota; Agaricomycetes; Agaricales; Agrocybaceae. The coding region runs from base 1 to 5928 and encodes 1975 amino acids. The transcript is spliced from 32 exons.
AUGCAACCGACGCCUGCACCAACUUCUGCACCCAAUUCACCGGGACCUCCUGAGGGGACCCACGAUACACCGUUGGUUGAGGAACAGACCUAUACGGCGCCACCACAAAAUGUCGACAGCGCGCCGUUUGGUGUUCUGGUUGCACUGUUUGAAAGAUUGCAAAACGAAAGAAAACCCGAAAGGCGUCGAAAGCUCCUUUUGACUUGGUUUACCCACUGGCGCAACGAGAAAGGGUUCGAUUUGUAUCCAGUAUUAAGACUACUUCUUCCACAGAAAGACCGUGAACGCUCUGUCUAUGGCUUGAAAGAAAAAAACUUGGGCAAAACCUACAUCAAGAUGAUACCUCUUGGACAAAGGGAUCCUGAUGCGCAACGGUUACUCAAUUGGAAAAAGCCUACAGAUCGUGAUAAAGCAGCUGGCGAUUUCUCCACAGUAUUAUAUGAGGUCGUAGGGAAACGAUCUUCAGUAAUUGAAGGAUCGCUAUCGAUAGAUGACUUAAACCAUCUUCUGGAUCAGCUCUCGAGCAACUCGGGAAAGCAGGAUGUGCAGUCGAAAAUAUUACAACGGGUGUAUAACCGCGCCACCCCUGAGGAGCAAAGAUGGAUUGUUCGUAUCAUAUUAAAAGAUAUGACCAUUUCCGUCAAGGAAACAACCAUUUUUUCAGUGUUUCACCCUGAUGCACAAGAUCUCUACAAUACAUGCUCGGAUCUUAAAAAGGUGGCUUAUGACCUCUGGGACCCUUCCCAUAGAUUGAAGAACGAGGAUAAAACAGUCCAAUUAUUUCAAGCAUUCGCUCCGAUGCUUUGCAAGCGACCCACAAAUACAAUCGAGGAGACUGUACGCCUAAUGGGUGGCGUUGAAUUUUAUAUUGAAGAAAAGCUAGACGGAGAAAGAAUGCAGCUUCACAAACGAGCAAACGAGUACUUUUACUGCUCCAGGAAAGGGAAAGAUUAUACCUAUCUGUAUGGAAAAGAUAUUGGACAAGGCAGUUUGACACCGUAUAUCCGUCAAGCAUUUGAUGGAAAAGCUGUCACUGAGAUCGUAUUAGAUGGUGAAAUGCUGGUUUGGGAUCCGGUGUCGGAACGUAACCUACCCUUCGGGACUUUAAAGACAGCAGCGUUAGAUAAAUCUAAGCACGAGUUUAACCCCCGUCCAUGUUUCAAGGUGUUCGAUAUCUUGUAUCUGAACGGAAAUUCUCUUCUCAGUUUAAAGGUCCAACAUCGAAAAGAAAUUUUAAGGAAGUAUGUCAAAGAAGUAAAGGGACGCAUCGAAUUCGCAGUACAAUGGAAAGGGACUGAUGCUAAGGAUAUCAGAGAAAGGAUGGACCAGAUUAUGGAAUCUCGAGGAGAAGGGCUUGUGAUUAAGAAUUCUUUGUCGAGAUAUGAGCUUAAUGGACGGACUAAUGGUUGGAUUAAGGUUAAACCUGAAUAUAUGGAUAACAUGGGCGAAACGGUUGACGUCGUUGUCGUUGGGGGAAACUAUGGUACUGGAACUCGGCGUGGAGGGGCAGUAUCAACUCUGAUUUGUGCCGUAUUUGACGAUCGCAGGAGCUACGAUAACGACGAAGAUCCUAAAUACAGUACUUUCGUUCGAAUUGGCACAGGCAUAACAUAUGCAGAUUAUUUGUGGAUACGAGCACUUCCCUGGAAGGAAUGGAAAAAGGGGACUACGCCCGAUUUCUUGCAAACUUCAAAAAAAGGCACAGAUGAUAAAGGGGAUCUCUAUCUUCAUCCAGACGAUUCUUUUAUACUUAAGGUUAAAGGAGCCGAAAUUAUACCCAGUGGCAAGUAUCAAUACCAGUUAGGCUAUACAAUGAGGUUCCCUCGAGCAGUGGCGUUUAGGAGUGAUCUGACUAUAAUGGAUUGCAUGCCUGCUUCCGCCAUUUUGGAAAGUUUACGAAACGAUAAAAAGAGGAAAAUGUCGUCAGAUAUUAGUAGUUCCAAUAAGAAGCGUAAAAUUACCACUUCUAAGCCGGCUAUCCUUGAACGAUAUAAAGGCGUAAAGGCCAAAGAUGUUCAUGUUGAAAGCAAACUGCUUGAGGGUCUGACAUUUGUUGUCCUGUCGGACUCCAAGUCCAAAACGGCGAAUGAAGACAGGAAAUUUAUCGAGACACAAAUAUACGCAAAUGGUGGUAUUUGCGCCCAGAUAUCAGGUCCCGGAAAGAUUGUGAUUUAUGGAGGUUCUACGACACCAUAUAACAUUAAACAAAUCAUCAACAAAGGAAGAGACAUUAUUAAACCCAGUUGGAUCUUAGACUCCAUCUCAAAGGGCGAACGAAUGCCAUUGCGCAAGAGAUAUUUUUUUCAUGCAACUGAAGAAUCUAUCGCCUCUGAGGAGUACGACGCAGAAGACGACGAGCAGGACCAAGAAGCCGCUGGGUCUGGCAUUGCCAGUCGGUCACCUUCAGUUGACAACAGGCAAGGAGAGCCAGCUAGCUCAGAUAUUCACGGGGACAAGCCAGUUUCCCCCAAGGUGGAAGAAAUGGAAAUUGAUCCUGAGCUAGCUGAAUGGUUUAAGGUUGACCAACAAACUUCAGGCUAUUCGGAGGACAAGGACAUCCAAGACAACGAUUCGGUGACGGAAGAUGACGACUCCGACAAUGCUGACGUCGCUGGGGAUGAAGAGGCCGACCUUGAUGAUUGGUUACAAGUGAAGGUUCAAGAAGCCAAGCCCCCAAUUGAAGAAAAUGCAGCAACGCAAUAUGAGGACGAUGAUGACGUCAAAAUGGGAGAAAGCGACAAAGCCAUGGAAUACGAUCAAGACCUCAUUUUCAAACAUUUAUGCUUUUACAUGGACUCGCCAGAUAACGCUAUCAAAAACGGAUUGACUGUCAAACCAAGCAAACACGAAGCAGACAUGAACGUCAAACUUUCCCAGAUCGCGGAAUUAGUUAUUGCCCACGGAGGCAAGGUGGUCACCGACCUUGACAAUCCGAAGUUGACCCAUGUUGUGGUCGACCAGCGGGACGUCAGGCGACGAAUAGAGUUGAUUAAACGCACAUCAAAACCUAAAAUGCGAAACCUCGUAAUUUCUGACUACAUCCAAGCGUGUUUAGACGAGGGAACGUUAUUGGAUAAUGCAGGCUGCCUCAGCUCCUUCAUAUACAUAAUGGGCGACCUACAAGUAUCACCUAUAUCACAACUCCUCCAUACGCUUGGAAUAACGCGUGAAGAUCUGAAUAAACGGAGUGAUCAAAUGCGACAAUUUCUCACCGCCGACGAUGCCAUGUCUUCACGCGUCCCCGAGCGCGACAAUGCCUACCGACCAAGGUCCGGAUCGGAUUUACACUCCAGCUCACGAUCAGUAGGGUCUUCACGAUCUUUUGCGCGUUCUCUGUCGCGUGCAAGCUCAUCCUCAGUUCGCGAUGGCACUCCGCCAGCAACUCCGGUCAAGUCCGAACCUCGUGAAGGCGAAAUACCGCACAGACGCAUGGAUAGUAUGGAGAUGGUAUUAGAAAGGCAGAGAAGGCAGAGAAAGAGUCGUCGGGAAAAAGAGCGCGAAUCUAGCAAGGCAGUGCCACAUCCCCCUUCCCCAUCCCCCAGCAUCGCGUCACAUUCAGGUCAUAACCUUGACUCCUACAUGCAAUCACGCGAUGAUGUCCAACCGCCCAGCUCUUCAAGUAGCAGUCGAUCCAAUCCGCCCUCAGUGACCAAUGACCCCCCUCUGCCUAUCACUCCUCAGAAAAGCAAAUACUACAGAGAUCACACAAACCUUGAUUCGGAAUCGGCUCGUAAAGAUACCGCUUUGAAGACUGAGACACCGACUCCCACGCGCGCCAGUGCUCCUCCUCCUCCUCAAAGUCUUCCCCAGCCGCAAUACUAUGCUUACCCAGGAUAUAUGGGAUACCCACAUUUCAUGCCUAUGGCAUACAGACCCGCCACGGCCACCUCUUCCUUUCCUAUCACACCACAGGCGCAACGCACACUACCCGCUCGACAAACAGCAACAUCACCUCUACCUCCUUCAUCUCCUCCCCCGGCGUCAUCCCCAAUGUCUUCACCCGCCCGUCGUAUAAAUCUUGUAUCCUCUCCUGGGCCUAUGGGCCCUGCUCCCGAAGAGAAUGAAUACGAUAAUUUACCAUAUAAACUCCCUCCAGGCCCUUAUUCUCCAAGUAAACCCGACCUCUCUUACGCUGCCUUGGUGGGGCGUGCCAUUUUAUCAUCUCCUGAACAUCGCCUUACUCUCCAAGAAAUUUAUGAUUGGAUUACAAUAGUGUAUCCACAUUAUAAACGUGGAGAGACUACCUGGAUGAACAGCAUACGCCAUGUUUUAAGCACCACUGUAUGUUUCCGCAAAGUUCCAAGAGACCGUUCUGUCGGUAGGACAUUAUGGGCUAUCUACGAUGAAGAUAUCGAAUGUUUCAAGGACGGUGGUUUCAAGAAGCAUCUUUGCAAGGAUUAUGUCAAUGGUAAUGACGGUAAAGAAAAACAAUCUGGCAGUUCGAAGGGCAAAGCUAGGGCCAGAAAGCGCGUCGACGAUGAAGAAGCCAUCGAAGGCCGAAAAACAAAGAAGUUGAAGAAAGAGCAAUGCGCCAUUACGGGCAACAUCUCGACCUUCGAUUCACAUGUUGCCGGGCCAUCGUUCAUGGGAUCCAGCACCCUAUCGUCUCGACCUCUAUUCCCUCCAACACGCCCAACCGCUCACCAUCAACCGUACUACCAGAGUUGUGUCCCCCAAACCCAAGGAUUCCCCACGGAAGUCAUCUUCCCACCUUUACCUGCUGCAGCUGCUUUCAAUCGAGUUGUGAAUAAUCUCAACACCAGUCACAACAAUAAUGUUUCAUCUUCCACGACACUAACGACCAUUAAGGACUCCUCUGCGGUGGAGGCCUCUCCUCCUCCGAGUAGUUCUUCACCCAUUCUUUCAGCAUCAUCUAUUUCAUCUUCUUCACUCUCUUCUUCGAUCCCUGAACUUACUCCGAAUCUCAGUUCUUCCAGCCCACCAUCCUCACUUCCUGCCACCAGCGACAUAGAUAUCGAUUGCCCCGAGAGUCGGCCCAUGAGCGUAAAACCAGAUGUGCUUCAUGACAUUGGAAAUACAGCUCUUGCGAUUAGCGACAUAUUUACGGAUGAAGGCGAAGCUGACACCUCCACUCCUGCUGAAUGUACUGAAGAUGACAUCUUCAACACAGCACUAUUAGGGCCUGUCACAACCUGGGGUCAAUCUCCCAAGGUUCCUGGCCUUCUACAACCUGGAAUUGAGCUACUGGAGUCUAACACAGAUUCUGACGAAGAUUCUGAUAUAUCUAUUCGAGAUAGAAAAGGCAAGAAAAAACAAGGCACCCGCAAUUACAAGGGGUCUGUCUUUCCCCCAAUGCCUUCAUCGCCUUCACUUAAUCGCGGGAAGCAUGCAUCAGCCAACUCUGAAAAUGCAGGUCGCCCGUCAACGCCAGCCUCUUUACCUGCCUUGCCCUCGACGCCUCCUCGAAGUUCAAUACUAGAUCAUCAAAUUUCUUCUACUCGCACUCCUCUUUCUCACAAGGGCCUUCAUAUGAGCCCAUCAGCCAGCCUGGCUCACUACAAAUCCAACCUGGACCCGCCGCCUGUAUAUAAUGGAAGUAUACCGGCCCUCGAUAAUCCUCAGGCCGAUGAAGAGGAUCUUAUGCGGACCCCUCGGAAACGCGGGACUAACGCCAGCGCUCCCACAUCGUUUGGACCCCCAGUUACUCCAAGGAAACUCAUCUUUUCUGCUAACCUUGAAGAUUCACCUUUCCGCACUCCCAGCAAUAAUCUGAAUAUGUCCCCAUUCCGUACCCCCGGCUCGCGUUCUAUCUUCGACCCUCAUGAUCCUAGGACACUCCUUGACGAGGAGCUCAGUGGGAUGCACUAUAACUACGAUAGCAGCCCUGCUAGUGGGUUGUUCGGAAGAGGGCGAGGAUCUCUCCUCUAUGACAGUCCUGGUUUUGAGAGUCCUGCCAAGUGGUGGUGA